AUGGCCUUCCCAGCUAUCUGCUCGCCUCGAUCUGCCCGUCUCCUUCUUACUGGGAGUGAGGAUCUGCCAACCUUCGCCCUGAAGACAUCCCUCGAUGUCCGCCCCGUGGUGAAGAACCCGCCGGUCUACUUCCCCGGUAUGAAGCCACUCGCUCGCCCCUGGCGACUGCCUGCCUGGCGUAAACCCCAUGUCGACGACCUGCAGAAGAAGCUUCCUGCUCCCGAGCCCGAGCUCCCUCCUCUGCCCAGUCCCCGACUGGAUUGCCAGCCCAGUCCCGUCCUGUCUCUUCCUCCCGUUCUGGCUCGCGGCCGCCCUCUUUUUUCCCCGCCAGCUCCGAUUCUGAAGCGUGCUGAGGUUCCUGCAAAGGCUCGUGAGCGUCAUGUAUCCUUUGGGAAUGCAGUCGUCCAUGAAGUUGAGCGGUUCCCAUGGCGUGUCUUCCCUCCCCCUCGCUUUGCUGUUUUCGAGCCCAAGCGACGUUCGUUCCCUCUUCGUCUUCCUUCUCCUCUUCCAGAGGAAUUGCCGCGUCGUCAGCGGUAUCUUGAGGUCACCGUUCGAGGCCCCACUAUGGGACAGUGGCUCGGAUGGACCGCUUGUGCUAUUGGCGUCAUGACUGUUCUUUCGUGGUUGUGA
Molecule: messenger RNA, 630 nt
Organism: Penicillium daleae
Lineage: Eukaryota; Fungi; Ascomycota; Eurotiomycetes; Eurotiales; Aspergillaceae
Exons: 1
Coding region: 1-630 (209 amino acids)
Source: RefSeq, a predicted model, not a curated record